Molecule: messenger RNA, 1833 nt
Organism: Chanos chanos (milkfish)
Lineage: Eukaryota; Metazoa; Chordata; Actinopteri; Gonorynchiformes; Chanidae
Product: sodium- and chloride-dependent GABA transporter 2-like
Exons: 14
Coding region: 1-1833 (610 amino acids)
Biological process (GO): amino acid transport; nitrogen compound transport; sodium ion transmembrane transport
Cellular component (GO): cell projection; plasma membrane
Molecular function (GO): gamma-aminobutyric acid:sodium:chloride symporter activity
Source: RefSeq, a predicted model, not a curated record
AUGACAACGGACCACGGCAAGGAGUCGGAGACGGAUGUAGCUGUACAGGAUGCCGGAGGGAAAAAGACCCCGCUUCUGUUGGACAGAGGCCAGUGGGCUAGUAAACUGGAGUUUCUACUGGCCGUCGCGGGAACUUUGGUGGGGCUUGGGAACCUGUGGAGGUUUCCUUAUCUAUGCUACAAAAAUGGUGGAGGAGCUUUCCUGGUCCCCUACGUUCUCUUCCUGCUCUCCUGUGGGAUUCCCAUGUUCCUGUUGGAGACGGCUAUGGGCCAGUAUACCUCCCAAGGCUGUAUCACCUGCUGGAGAUAUUUCUGCCCUCUCUUUGAAGGCAUAGGUUACGCAACUCAGGUGGUCAUCGCCUAUGCCGCGGUGUCUUAUAUCAUUAUUCAAGCCUGGGCGUUCUUCUAUCUCUUCUCAUCCUUCAGUGCCGAGGUUCCUUGGGCCAGCUGCCGAAACACAUGGAACACAGAUUCGUGCGUUGAGUUCGACAAAAGGAAUACCUCUGAAAACUGGACGGUGCCUGAAAACGCGACCUCUCCCGCAACCGAAUUCUGGGAACGCAGAGUUUUGGGCAUCUCGCCUGGAAUCGACCAGAUUGGGAGCCUUCGCUGGGAGCUGGCCCUGUGCUUGGUGUUGGCCUGGAUCAUCUGCUACUUCUGUGUGUGGAAAGGAGUUAAGUCCACCGGCAAGGUGGUGUAUUUCACUGCUACGUUCCCCUAUGUGAUGCUGGUCGUGCUGCUGGCCCGUGGACUCAGCCUGCCCGGUGCCAUGGACGGCCUUCGGUUCUACCUCUACCCGGAUCCGGCUCGGCUAAUUGACCCCCAGGUAUGGAUGGAUGCCGGAGCACAGGUGCUUUUCUCCUUUGGCAUUUGCCAAGGCAGCCUGACAGCGCUCGGCAGCUACAACCAGUACAACAACGACUGCUACAAGGAUACCUUUGUUCUGUGUUUGGUGAAUGGUGGUUCCAGCUUCGUCGCUGGUUUUGCCAUUUUCUCUGUUCUGGGAUUCAUGUCCUAUGAACAGGGAUUACCCAUAUCAGAGGUCGCAGCAACAGGUCCGGGCUUGGCCUUCAUCGCCUAUCCUCGAGCCGUGGCCAUGAUGCCUCUUCCUCAGCUCUGGGCCGUCUGUUUCUUCAUCAUGGUCAUUCUGCUGGGAGCCGACACACAGUUUGUGAGUCUGGAAUGUCUGAUGACCUCGGUAACCGACAUGUUUCCCACCGUUUUUCGGAGGGGUUACCGACGGGAGCUGCUCCUCCUGGGCCUCUGCACCGUCUGCUUCCUCCUGGGGCUCCUCCUCGUCACAGAGGGUGGUCUGUAUUUCCUCCAGCUGUUUGACCACUAUGUGUGCAGUGGUAACAACCUCCUGCUGCUGUCUGUGUGUCAGUCCAUCGGUAUCGGUUGGAUCUAUGGUGCAGAUCGUUUAUAUGACAAUAUAGAGGACAUGAUUGGCUAUCGGCCAUGGUCGCUCAUGAAAUAUUGUUGGCUUUACAUCACCCCCGCUGUUUGCAUGGGUACCUUCCUCUUCUCCGUGUUGAAGUACAAGCCCCUCAAGUUUAAUAAGACAUACAUAUAUCCAGACUGGGCGUAUGCGCUUGGUUGGUUCCUAGGGCUGUUCUGUGUUCUCCUGGUACCUCUAUGGAUCAUUUUUCAAAUUUCUCAGUCUAAGACAACUGCCUGGCAGACCCUCAAACAGCUUUGUCGUCCCGACUCCAUUCACGCCAACAACCAUAAACAGACGGCAGAAAGAUGCCCGCUGAACCCUGACCCAGUGGUUAUCCCUCACGCAAAUGAAUACAAGGGGAGAGGUGGAGGUGAACUGGAAAUGCAAGUGUAA